AUGGUCAUUAUUAAAAAAAAUGGCUGGUGAGUAGCAAACUAGCCCUGCCAACGUUCGUCGUUAGAUAGUUGUUUAUUUUUCUGUUUACAAUCAUGUCGUUUUCAGAUUUAUACGCAAAAUAUAAUUGUACCUAUUGCCAAGAAGAAAUAAACGGUGUACGCGUGAAAUGCGCGGAAUGCGUCGAUUUUGAUAUUUGUUUGCAGUGUUUUUCUCUUGGCGCUGAAAUUGGAACACACAAAAAUGAUCACUCCUAUCAAUAUAUGGACUCUGGAGCAUUUGGGAUAUUCCUGGGACGAAGUAGUUGGUCUGCAAAUGAAGAAGUUAGAUUACUAGACGCAAUAGAACAAUUUGGUUUUGGAAAUUGGGAAGAUAUAGCUAAACACAUAGAAACACGGACACCAGAAGAGGCCAAAGACGAGUAUAUCACCAGGUACUUGGAAGGCAGUAUUGGCAGAGCGACAUGGGGUAAUUUAGAAAGCACAAGCCGCCCCUCCUUAAACACUGGUGACAAAGAUGAAGGUCCACUGGGUCCCAGUGCAGUAUCCCGUCUCCCACACCUCGCAGUCACCACCGAUGAAGCCGCACAAUUAGGAUAUAUGCCAAACCGAGAUGAUUUUGAAAGGGAGCAUGAUCAUGAAGCGGAACAGUUGAUUUCAACUUUAUCUCUAAAUCCUGAAGAUGAUGAGUUGGAUAUUGCCCUAAAGUUAUCACAAGUGGAUAUUUACACUCGACGGCUGCGAGAAAGGACCAGGAGAAAGCGCUUGGUGAGGGACUAUCAACUUGUGUCGGUGUUCUUCAACAACCAGAGGAAUAAGCAGAAGACGCUUGGAAAACUUGCCAAAGAGAAAAAAGAGUUCACGGAGCGCGUGCGUUGGACGGCGCAGUUCUACGGGCGCGGCGAGCAGCUGGGCGUGGUGGCGGGGCUGUGGCGCGAGCGCGAGCUGCGCGUGCGCCUGGCCGAGCUGCACCGCUACCGCCUGGCCGGCGUCACGCGCGCCGAGGAGUGCGCCCACUACGACCAGCACGCCGCCAUCCGCCGCCACGCGCCGCCACACGUGAGACCCCGCCUGCUGGGCAGCAGUGGGUGCCUGGAAACCAAUCAGACAAAAGAGCAAACGCAGAACAGCACGCAGCCGCAAAGAAAAAGAGACGGAGAAAGCGGCUCAAGUUCCACCAGCCCAAGGUGCACACGGGACGGAAGUACCGCAUGUGGAUGCUCCAAAAAGAGCUCAUGCAGCAACAGCAACGGCGCAUGCUCGAGGCAUCUGCUGACCAAUAAUGAAAUACAGCUGUGUUCUGCGCUGAGCCUGCCGCCGGCGCAGUACGUGACGAUGAAGGGAGUGUUGCUGCGCCGGCCGGCGGCCGCCGACGCCGACGUGGACAUCGCCGUGCGACACUACCUGCACUCCGCCGGGUGGAUACGUAACUAAACCAACACCCUGUUUCUCAACCACGUACGACUUACACAUUUAGCGCGCUGUCUAAUCACUUCGUCCCUUUGAGGUUGAUGCCCGAAAUUGAUAAUUCAGUACUUUAAUCCGACCAGAGGAUCUAGUGCGAGUUUGCUUUACGUUUACGCUAUUGACACGUUUAUGCUUUUCGGCCCUCUGAUUGGCCAGCUCCAAUUAACCAACCAAUCAGAGAGCUAAAUAAAGUAACGUUUCGAUCGAACGAAUGUAGAAACCUCGCACCAGGGUCUCAAAAUACUAGUCAAAUAGUCAGCCCGAAGUGUCGAAACAAAAACCUUAAAGACUGUAUUAUUAAUUUCGGGCAUAAAUUCCAACAAUAUUUAUUGAAUAGGUGUUAUAACCGUUGAUUUUCUACUAUGUAAUCUCUUGUUAUCUCCCUCCAAUUCUUAACGACAGGUCAUCGAAUUAAGUCUAGUGUUUGUUAUAGUUUGAACACGUAACUAGUUGAAGUCUAGCAAUGCACUGAUAGAUCGCUAGAUAUAUUAUAGGUGUUGAUAUAAUACUGUUACAGUAACUAAACAAGCCUUUUAUAGCGCAUAUUAAAUCCUUCAUUGUUCCUUUGAUGGCGCGCUUAAAGCGACUUAUAAAUGUACAAAGUUAAUACAGUCAUACAUUGGUUGUGAAACAGGAAUUUCUGUCGUAUUCAUAGCUAUAACUAUUGUUUCAUACUUAUAUCUCUAAGCACUUGUUGAAAUUUUCAUAGGAGACAUUUAAGUCGAUAUGGAUAGACAUUUUUAUGAAAUUGACAUAUUGAACACUUGGGAACCAUCGUCAUUUUUUUAAGUCCUUUUAUGACUAUCAUAAGCCAAUCAUCAAUCUCAUCUUUUCGCGAUGUUAAGCGAGAAUUAUGUAUAUUGCUGUUUACAGUAUAUUUCCAUCUCUAUCUUGCUUUAUAAAAUACGAUAUGAGUAAAAGAGACGGCAUUAUUUCAGUCAAAAUCAUACAAUGUCUAUUUAUCUCGCCUAUAGUAAGAUGUUGCGUAUAUUCAAAGUUAUGCAGUCUAGGUGCUCGUUAUGUUUUAUAGGUAUUAGUGUUCAUUAACAAGUUUUUUAAAUUACUUAUACAGAAAAAUACAUAAUAUUUUUUCUAUUCCUACCGUGUUACUUUUCGAUUGUUUCCUUGCAUAUUCAAUACAUAAAAGUUUCUUGCGAUUUUCCGUUGGCGCCACUGUAGUUUUUGGGCUUGUACGAACUGCAGUGUUUAGGAAAUGUGUAUUGAACUUGUUUCAAAAGUAGUAAUCUACUUCUUCUUAUUAUUACUUAUACCAUGAUGUGUAUAACUUUUUAAUACAUAAUGCGUUGUAAUAUUGUUUCUUAUUAGUUAGUUAAAUUGACACUUUUGUCAAUGUAUCAUUUUGCACGAAGGUAACCUCAUGUAAGACUGCUCUUAUAGAGCAUUGUAAAUAAUGCCAAUGUAAAUAUGUAUUGUUAUUUUUUAUCACCCGACUGUACGACGCUAACUUAAAAAGCUAACCGUCACAUUUAGAGUCAUUUAAUGGUUACUUAACCCAGUCCUUAGCAACAUUUUUCUGAACAAAAUCGUUACUAAGGAAUAGUUUAAGUAAUCAUUAAAUGUCUUUGAGUGCGGCAGUAAGUUAUACGUUAUGUCACGGCUACUUGAUAGUUUUAUCUGAGAAAUGUCCAUAAAAUACGUAGAUUAUGUCUGGGGGAGACUAAUUACGAUUAAUUUAUAAUUCUGUACUGAUUGUACGAUGAUAAAUUUUACAUAAAAUUUAUAUGCGAAAAUCAACCUUACAAAUUAGAUAUGCGAAAUUCAAUCUUUCCCCCUUACAUAUUAAGUUCUUAUUGCCCUGUACAGUCGGGUGUUACUUUGUUUGAGUGUUCGAUGCCUUUCCCAACAAUAACAGCAAUAAAGAGCAUUGUGUUUUGAUGGCCGACAAUAUGUAUAUUGUAUGUUUAGGCAUUUUCAAAAGAUAACGUACAAAUUAAACUGAAAGUGUAAAGCAAUCUCGAAUGAUUUCGUGUUGUGAAUAUAAAUAUGUGAAAAAAAUAUAAAUAUGUACUAGAAAAGUUGAUUCUUCGCAAAUAUCAAUAAUGUCUAGUAAUCGUAGAUUGAGUAAACCAGAGCUCUAGUGCUUACUAAAACGUUUUAAAAGGAGAUGUGCAUUUGUUGAAAGCCUUCCAACGGCCAUCGGCCCGUGUCAUAUUGUCAUAGAAAAUGAUUCCACAUAAAAAUAGAUAUUUUUUAUCAAUUGUUAGCCCCAAUAAUAUUGCCAAUCUAUUAUACUGAACUCCAUUUUAAACGCCUUCCAAUUUGAAUUCUAUUUUGUACACAUAAAGGUAUUAAGCAAAAUGAUAUUUGCGAAACCAAAUAUGUAUAUAUGGUGCAGUCUUUUAUAUCCUUUAUCUUAUACGCUGUAGAAUUCAAAAUAGCUAAUAUUGUUGAAAGUUCUUGUGAGCACAUUUAGUUCUUGUGUCUUAAGGCAGAUGGCGCAACCUUCUCGUCACGUAUACGCGUUUUAGUUAAUUAUUUGUUGCAUUGCAACUUUGUAUGUGUCCGAAGGUACCAUACUGUUAGCUAAUUCCUAGUUAUAGUAAGUAAAUAUCUACAUUUAAAUACAGCACAAUAGUAUUCCGUUACGGUGUGUAACACAUAGAGUACCUGAUGGCUCCUUGUGACACUAACCAAAGUAGUAAUAAGGUUUAUUUUAGCGAAGCAAAUGAUACUUCAAUAACUGUCAAAACACACUAUAUUCUGUCACAUCACUCGUUCGUACUUUGUCAAAUUAUUUUGGACUUUAUUAGUUGGUAUUAAAAUCGUUUUGGUACUAUUGCAAUCUGGUAAUACCUCUGCUCACCUUAUUAGGGAGCUUUGUCUAGUAUGUAACGAAAAGUAGCGACUAGUAAAUGUUUAGACACCUACAAUAGUUUACUAGUUGCACUAUAAUAAAUGUGGUAGAAGCUAUUUAGUGUGUUUUGAUUUAAAAAAGAUGAGGUGUACGCCAACACGUGACGUCAUUGUCACUUUUUGGUAAAAAAUAACUAUUCGGUGUGAUUGGGAUAUCUUAUAUUUGUUGAUAAAUAUCAAUUUAUGUCAUGUUUUUCGUGAAAUAAAAUAAUAAAAUGUAUAAUAAAUUUCUACAUCGAAGUCCAAUGUUACUUAACUUUCGAUUAGUUGUAACAAUGGCUGUGUUAGAUCGAUAAUUUGUGUUACUAUAUUUAAUCUGAAUUUAUAGUAAUGUCGUACAUUAAAUAAGGCUAAUGUUUUCCCUCAUAUAAUAUGGAAAUAAAGACAAAAUUGUGAAAGUUUAGUAGACUUCCACGCGAUUUUAAAAGUUGUAUGUUUGUGAAGUUAUAUAAUUUUGAUCUCUCUUAAUGUUUAUCUGCAUUUUAUUAUGAUUAUUAUUUAAAAGUAUAGUUUUAUUUAUUAACGGAACUAGGUUUCUCCGAUAUGAUUCCAAAAAAUAAAGUAGUUAAGAUUAACAUUUCCUAUCAUUGAAUUGAAUGUGUGUGCUUACUUACGGGAUCGUGAGCUGCGAAGGAAUUAAGUAUUUUAUUGAUUUAGUAUGAUUGUAAAUUCUUGCAAUAAAUUCUUCCAUAUAGUAAACGUGGAUGAUUUUACCAUUAUUUUCGUAUUUAUGGGUAGUUAACGUGUGGUAAUGCAUGGUAUAUUAGGCAGUGUAUGAGUCACUAGUGGUUGGUUCGUGUAUCUGACUGUGUCGCCUUUCUUAAGAUAUUUUCUUAGCGGUUAAUUAAGGGUAUCUCUGUGCAUUCACUGUUUGGCUCAAAUGUACAUAAGAUUUAAAGUACAACUUGAUAUUGUAAUUAUUACUGAUUUAUAAUUUAAUUAAAUGGUAAAUACAUUAUAA
This is a messenger RNA of Spodoptera frugiperda (fall armyworm), 5298 nucleotides long. RefSeq names its product transcriptional adapter 2B (gene Ada2b). Bases 93 to 1430 code for a protein of 445 amino acids. Gene Ontology annotation, molecular function: zinc ion binding; chromatin binding; transcription coactivator activity. The transcript is spliced from 10 exons. The record is from RefSeq and is a predicted model, not a curated record. Gene Ontology annotation, cellular component: SAGA-type complex; nucleus. Gene Ontology annotation, biological process: regulation of transcription by RNA polymerase II; chromatin remodeling. NCBI's taxonomy places the organism in Eukaryota, Metazoa, Arthropoda, Insecta, Lepidoptera, Noctuidae.